This is a messenger RNA of Drosophila persimilis, 746 nucleotides long. RefSeq lists its product as uncharacterized. Bases 110 to 301 code for a protein of 63 amino acids. The transcript has a single exon. The record is from RefSeq and is a predicted model, not a curated record. Lineage: Eukaryota; Metazoa; Arthropoda; Insecta; Diptera; Drosophilidae.
AAAGGAGCAGGGACACAGCCGAUCCAUCCGAUCCAACCGAUCCAUCCGCCAGAAGACCCAGAAGGACCCACGGAAGAGCCAGGAACCAGGACCCAGGACCCAGGACAAGAUGUGCGACUGUGGAUGCUAUUCGUAUUGUCUGCAUGACAGCGGGUCCUGCUACAGUCACUACCAUUCGCAUUCGCACUCGCAUUCGCAUCAUUGCUGUGCGGGAUACAAGUAUCUGAAGUGCCUCUGUCGCUAUUAUCGUCAUGUGCACUGCACCUGUUCCUGUUGGCGUCGGAAAUGCUAUCUUCUGUAAGGAGAAGGAGAAGGAGAAGGAGGAGCAGGAAGGAGGACUCCUAGAAGGAUGAGCAGCACACCACACACACACACACACACACACACACAAAUCACAACUCAAACAACGCAAAUCACACAGAAAUCACAUGAUAAAGUCCUUUAAGUAGUUGCAUAACACUUGGCUGCAUCCAAUCGAACACAGAGGGAAGGAGAAACGAAAGGAAAGGAUAGGAAAGGAAAGGAAAAGAAAAGGAGAAGGCGUCGGUCGUCGGUCGUCCGGUCGUCUGGCAGUGGGUUUUUUUGUGUGGCAACUAGCGUGCAUACGGGUCGUAUGUGCAACGUUUUCAGUUGUUUGUGUGAGUGCGAAAGAGAGAGCGAGCGAAAGAGUGUGGUGUGGUGUGGUGUGAUGUGGGUUGGUAGGGGGCGUCCCGUGAGUGCUACAGUGUCUGUGCUGUUUGUCUGUG